This is a messenger RNA of Peromyscus maniculatus bairdii (prairie deer mouse), 815 nucleotides long. RefSeq lists its product as uncharacterized. Gene Ontology annotation, cellular component: bicellular tight junction. The record is from RefSeq and is a predicted model, not a curated record. Gene Ontology annotation, molecular function: structural molecule activity. Lineage: Eukaryota; Metazoa; Chordata; Mammalia; Rodentia; Cricetidae.
UCUACCUCUUGUGUGACUCCCUGUCUGGUCAACAUUUCUUGUUAUUUGGAAGAUGUUUAUGAUCCUGGAUUCUUUGAAAUGGAUCUCCUGACCCAUGAUACACAAAGAUUUGCCAGUGCAAUGGAAUGCAUCUUCAAGCUGAGUGGCCUCCUUUGCGGCCUAUCAGCUUUGGUAUUUGAGAUAGUCAUUGCAAGCAGCCAAUACUGGCGCCUGUGGGAAUUCAACAACAAGGUUGUGCAAUUUGUGUCCUUUGGACUGUGGGAAGCUUACUACCCUCAAGAGUUUAAUGUCUCAGGGACUGUAAUCAAGAUGCUGGUGCAUACUCCUAUCAAUUCCACCUGGACAAUUUCACCUGAAUUCCAGUAUGCACAGACCAUGAUAGUAUGGGCCAUUCUGAUGAAGCUUAUAGUUCUGAUUUUUGGUGCAGUUGCCAUUAAGAUCAGCUGCAUGGAAGACCCAUUCGUGGAGAUGGAGAUAUAUUGCUACAAGGUCUCUGCCUUAGUUUUGUGCAUUAGCAGCCUCUUCACAUUGGUUUCUGUGAGCUGGAACCACUUCGCAGAUCAUUAUGGACAAACCGCUCUUGACUUUCCGCCUAACUUUCCUGUUAGAAAAGAAGCAUUGAUAAACAAACAGUUUACUGCUGUCUUUCCAACAGCAGUACUGACAACCACCAUGUCACUCUUUGGUGUGAUCUUCAUUUUCUCUGAGAUAAGCUCUUUGAAACUACAGAGUCAGGUGAAGUUCCAGCAUGCAUACAUAGUGGCCGAGCAAGAGGUCUAAAGUGAGGGCUCCUGUAUUUGAAACAUCUGUCAGAA